AUGGAUGUGUUGGACGUGUUAAACAACAUUUUACCUAUAAUAUUUUUUAUCUUUGUUGGUGUAUUCUUUUUUAUCAUUGGAUUAUGCAUUAAUAAGAGAACUAAGGUAGUUAUAAGAGGAACUCCUUCUGUUGUUCCUUCAUCUUCUGUCCUUGUUAAUGUCUAUGGAGGCGGCCAGCCUGCGGCCGCCGAGGAAGCUGCUCGAGCUGGCGGUGGAGCCGCCAACGGUGGUGGUGGUGGUUCUGGAGGUGGAAGUAAAGUUGUGAGUGAUGGUUCAAAAGUUGGUGCAAAAAUUGUUACUAUUUCUAUUGAUGGUAUAACUGGUAAGGUAAAUACUACUACUACCACUACUGCUGCUACUCUUUACUCAUCAAAUAAUGGCUCUGCCGAUAAAUGUGGCAUAUGUAAAAAGGCUAUUUUGUUGGAGCCGGCUUCAGUUAACGGUGGUGUCCGUGCCAAUGGUGAUGGUGGUGGCAACGAUGACGGGGUUGGCAGUGGUGCAACUGGUGGCGUUGGCGGCGGUGGUAGUCAUGCUAAAUAA
Messenger RNA from Nicotiana attenuata, 540 nucleotides. RefSeq names its product loricrin-like. The transcript has a single exon. NCBI's taxonomy places the organism in Eukaryota, Viridiplantae, Streptophyta, Magnoliopsida, Solanales, Solanaceae. The coding region runs from base 1 to 540 and encodes 179 amino acids. The record is from RefSeq and is a predicted model, not a curated record.